Mesorhabditis spiculigera is the source of this 260-nucleotide messenger RNA. The record is from the annotation of a GenBank genome assembly. NCBI's taxonomy places the organism in Eukaryota, Metazoa, Nematoda, Chromadorea, Rhabditida, Rhabditidae.
UUGAUCCAGUUUCUGAAGACGCCAAAAGCGUGGAUCAAAACCAUCUCAGACGCGAUCGGAUCCACAAGAAGAUCCACGAGGUCCUGAAGAAGUACGGCGACCGGCCGGUGCCGCCUGCCCACGCCGAACUGUGCCCGGACGACGUCAGUCACCGCUACUAUCUAUAUACCGGCCCCCACCACGAUAACCAUCACAACGACCACCACGACAACCACCACAACGACCAUCACGACAACCACCACGGAGGCCCCUUCCACGGC